Pseudomassariella vexata is the source of this 1489-nucleotide messenger RNA. RefSeq lists its product as uncharacterized. The transcript is spliced from 2 exons. The record is from RefSeq and is a predicted model, not a curated record. Bases 96 to 1331 code for a protein of 411 amino acids. Lineage: Eukaryota; Fungi; Ascomycota; Sordariomycetes; Amphisphaeriales; Pseudomassariaceae.
CCGUAUCGAUAUAACAAUGCCAACCUCCACCUAUAGCCAAGCUGAUACCCUAUGUAUCUCACCAAGGCCACCACCAUUCUGCCGACACCUCCAAAAUGACAUCCAGAGACAAAGUAAAAUGCCACCCGUCAUGGGCCCAAACCGGCCCAAACACAUACUCCCAGCCAUCACCAUCGUCCUCCGCCGAGCUUGAAGCCUGGCUUGCCGCCACCUUCAUCGUAACCCCGGGAAAGACAUCUGCCGAACAUUGGAAAAACAUGAUCAAGACAAGGCAAAUGACGCUGUACUUUUUUCCCGAGGAGCGCCAGCUGUUCAUACAAGGGGAGCACCACAUCCUCGACGGGAGGGGGGUCAUGAAUUUCUGGGAUCGGUUCUUCAGGGCUCUCGCACUGCCCGCAAAGGAAGACAUGAUGAAGACAGACGGAUCCGAAAUAUCACGUCUCCCUCCCCGGUCCGACGAUCUCCUCGAUAUGGCAGAAAAUAAACCGGGGCGCGGCGAGCAGCACGCGCUGGAACUUCUCGCGCCGCUCGUCACCAUGAACGCGCCGAUCUGCGUGCCCGUACCCCAUCCUCUACCUCCUUGCUCUUCACGGAACGCCACGCUCGAGCUUCGACUCAGCAGUCAUACCACAGAAUCCAUCAUCGCCGCAUGCAAAGCCCAACAUCUGAGCGUUACGGCAGCCUGGCAUGCAUCUGUGGUCCUCGCCACGCAAUCGAUCCAAGCGAAGCGUAACUCGGCCUCAGGAGCAGGAGCGAGAGUAGGUACGCAGUUUGCAUGCUUUGGCAACUUUGAUCUCCGCCGCUACUUCCCAGCUUCAGACGCAACAUCCCUACCCGACGCCUACGCCCUGAGCAACCACCAUGGCGUGCUCCCCUAUGUUGUCACGCCAGACGGCAAGACCUUCUCGCAAGUGGCGCGCGAGCUCGCAUCCUUCUACCAACAAGACCUUCCAAAGGCAGAUGCCGAGGUGUGGAGUGCGCUGGGGCCGAUGAUCCGCAUGCUGGUGCCCGAGUUCACUCGGACGCCGCUCGAGGAGACGACGCCGGCGUUGUCGAGUUUGGGGGUUGUGGAUAACUUUAUCAAUUCUUUGUACGUCGAUGCCGAGGGAAAAGGGGGUUGGCGGAUUGAGGACGUGUGGUUUGGUGAUACCGUGACUGGGCCAUGGCUGGAGUGUUUCAUGUGGGCGUGGCAGGGGCGACUGUCUGUGAAUACUUGCUAUAACCCAGCGUACUAUACGCACGCUGAGGUGGAUGAGUUCAAUCAACUGGUGCAGGAGAAGAUGCUGGAGGGGUUGGGGGUCGUGGGUCGGGGGCCUUGGUGGAAGCUCUGAUCGAGGAGUAACCGUCAGGCUUUGCAUGGCGGCUCCAUUAAGUCAAACUAUUGAGUAGAAGUAAAUGCUGAAAACGCUUUCCUUUUACUUAUAAUAACGUGAAUAUACACCGAGCUGGCCACCCUUACAUAACCUCGCAUAGAAAUUUUUUUAGUCCU